Molecule: messenger RNA, 1385 nt
Organism: Triticum dicoccoides
Lineage: Eukaryota; Viridiplantae; Streptophyta; Magnoliopsida; Poales; Poaceae
Product: ALA-interacting subunit 1-like
Exons: 8
Coding region: 34-1056 (340 amino acids)
Cellular component (GO): plasma membrane; endoplasmic reticulum; Golgi apparatus
Source: RefSeq, a predicted model, not a curated record
CGCGCGCGCGUGACUCCGCCCGCCGUCGAUCAGAUGAGUGUGUCAGGGUCGGAGAGCGGGGCCUCGGCAAACAAGCCCAAGUAUUCUAAAUUCACGCAGCAGGAGCUCCCGGCAUGCAAGCCGUUGCUAACUCCCGGAAUCGUCAUAGGCGCCUUCUCGCUCAUCGGCAUCAUCUUCGUCCCGAUAGGGCUCGCGUCCCUGUCAGCGUCGCAGGAGAUUGUUGAAUUGAUAGAUCGAUACGAUGUGGAGUGUGUUACCGCCAGCGACAAGAUCGGGUUCAUCCAGGACUCCAAGGCCAACAAGGCGUGCACCAGAAAGAUCACGGUGCCCAAGCCGAUGAAAGGCCCCAUACACGUCUACUACCAGCUGGAGAACUUCUACCAGAACCACCGGCGGUACGUCAAGAGCCGGAGCGACCAGCAGCUGCGCGACAAGGACUACAAGGACCCUAAGGCGGUGAUCAAGGCCUGCGACCCGGAGGCCACCACCGGCGACGGCUCCCUCAUCGUGCCUUGCGGCCUCAUCGCCUGGAGCCUCUUCAACGACACCUACGCCUUCUCCGUCAACAAGAAGUCGGUGACGGUGAACAAGAAGGACAUCGCCUGGGCCAGCGACAAGAACAGCAAGUUCGGCAGCAACGUCUUCCCCGUCAACUUCCAGAAGGGCGGCCUCAUCGGCGGCGGCAACCUCAACGACAAGCUACCUCUGAGCGAGCAGGAGGACCUGAUCGUGUGGAUGCGGACGGCGGCGCUGCCGACGUUCCGGAAGCUGUACGGGCGGAUCGAGGCGGACAUCAUGGCGAGCGACGAGAUCACGGUGGUGAUCCAGAACAACUACAACACGUACAGCUUCGGGGGCACCAAGGCAGUGGUGCUGUCCACGGCGUCGUGGAUCGGCGGCAAGAACAACUUCAUCGGCGUCGCCUACGUGGCCGUCGGCGGCAUCUGCCUCCUCCUCGCCAUGGGCUUCGUCGUCCUCUACGUCGUCAAGCCAAGGGCCCUCGGGGACCCCGCGUACCUGUCGUGGAACAAGGAGGCCGCCGAGUACUCACACUGAUCGAACGCGAUGCUGAAAUCACAAGGCCCGUUUUGUAGAUGGAUGCAACAGGGAUAAAACGGUUUAGUAGCUGCUGUGCGCUUUCUGGCUGUUAUUAGCUGGGUUUGGUAGUUGAUGCAGGCAGCGUCUCAAACGUUGCUUUCUAUACCUUCCUGAGCAUAAUCUUCUGACGAUGCAUGGUCUGAGGCUCCGGUUUGUGGCUCUCCCAGAUCAUGAUCAGCCUACGCGAGAUGAUCUAGGAUUUAUCUAGGUGCGGCUCUUUUGUUUCCUGUUCAGUAGCUGUAAAACACAUUGUGGUUUCUGAUAACGAAAUAUGUAUCUGGCAACUG